AUGAGAACCACAAUUAAAGAAACAAGAUUACUCAAAUUAUUCUUUGAUAUUUAUUAUCAUUUCUCUUCUUCAUUCCCUUCUUUUUCUAUCAUUUCUAUUAUUGUUUUAAUAUAUGUUUCUUCGUUGAUUUCUUUAUAUUCAAAUCUUUCUGUGCUUAUUUUGAUUUCUUUUUCUUGUUUUAUUUUAUUAUUUAUUAUUAUUUCCUUCUCUUCUUUUUCUUCUGAUAUUAUUCUAUUGAUUUCUUUAUUUUCUUCUAUUCUAUUGUUUAUUCUUAUAGUUUAUUAUUCUUAUUUUUAUCUUAUCUCUUUCUUUUUUAAUAUUUCCAUAUGUCAUUUCUGUAUUUUCUAUGAUAAUAAUUGGUGUUUCUGUGUUAUAUUCUUCUGA
Molecule: messenger RNA, 384 nt
Organism: Entamoeba dispar SAW760
Lineage: Eukaryota; Evosea; Mastigamoebida; Endamoebidae
Exons: 2
Coding region: 1-384 (127 amino acids)
Source: RefSeq, a predicted model, not a curated record